AAUUAAAAUCUACAGACUGCACUUUGUCAGGUACAUCAAGGACGGAAAUGUUCUUGCCAAUCACACUGUUGAUCCCCAAGUUGAUGUGACACUUUCCGAUAGUCGUGGCUGCCAGAACACCCUGAUUUCAAAACCCGUAGAGGGCCAUUGCUUCCCCAACCAACUCGCUCCCGCAACGCACUGCUGCCAAGGCACCAAGGAGGCAAUCAUUCCUUCCUGUGUCUGUGAUGCCAAGGAGCUGGUGGUCGCCAUUCUAUUUAACAUGCAUCAGCAGCGCUGUUGACAUGGACCUCUCUUCGCCUGACUUUUUGGAAAAUUCUAGCGAAAGUGACGCCACAUGUGGCCCGCCCUUCCACAUAUGCAUCAGGUCUCUCAAGUUGACAGAAGUCUGUCUUUUUCAUGCCUAUUUUUGCAAAGCAUUGGCUCAGGCUGGCCUGGUAGUAAUGUGCACUGUUGUCUUUGUAAGUUUGUCAAAAGCAGUGUGAAUUUUCAUGCAAGUGUAGCUAUGAGAAACAACUUUAUAGUUACUGCAACACUCUGUACUGAUUUCUUGCUUUUCCAUUGCCAAAAGUUAAGAAUAAUAUUGAAUUAAGUUUAUUGUAAAAUUUUGGAUUACUUUGUUAUGCAUUAAUUUUCUCUUGUAAACCUUUGUGUCUGUGUACUUGUGCUUGCAAAUCGCGCAAUCUCGAAAUUAACAUGCACCAACUAAUUUCGCUUAUUUUCUUCCUGCAGGGCCACUAAAACUGAGGGAAGGUCGUUUCCCAAAUGCACUUAAAUAUGGUCGUAUUGUCUUCAACCAUCAAAUGUUGCACCAUUUCCAAUUUCACCAAUAAGUUUUUGUUAUACCUUUUAGAUUAAGCCAGGUUUAUUUCGUUCAUGUCCUUUCCUAUGUUUGUGUAUCUGUGGUGCACUUGGUUUGCUCAUAUGUGAAUAGUAUUUUGAUGUCAAGCUGGCAUUCAGUGUUUUGGUAAGUUGAUGAGUUCAUUGUGCAGUGUAACAUAUAUUCCUAGCAGUUCGCGAUGAAAAAAUCCGUAAACAGGGGGGGGGGGGGUGCUCAAGCCGACAUUUCGACAAGUGGACUUGUCUUCAAGGCAACUUCAAGGCAGAACAGUUCCAGCCUUGAAGAAGACAAGUCCACUUGUAGAAACGUCGGCUCGAGCACCCACCCCCUGUUUACCAAUUUUUUCAUUGCAAGCUUGCAUCUUCCCCUUCCUGCCGUUUUUUGGAUUUCCAAGCAGUUUGAUCAUUUAGGCAUGUCAACGUGGUUUUCCAUACGUUGCUUCAGUGUAUAGCCACUGUAUUCACUUCAGAUAAUGAGUUAUAUGUAGUGAUAAACUGGAAUGCCUAAGCACCUGUGGUAGUGUGACCGAAAUAUUGCCUGGUGAAUAACUUACAUUUUACUACGUGGUUGAUACCAUGGUGUACAUGAUGUAUAAUGCACAAAACUGUUGAUGUAGGGUUCAGCACGAAAAACUGUGAUGACAAUUGCAAAUGUUUUUUUGUUUUCAUACUUUCCACUUUGCUUCAUGUUGUCUUCUCUAACUCAUAUUUUCUUUCGCAUGCUUCAUGUGCUGAAAUAUCGAGGUUCUUUUUCCGUGCAGCAUUGUAUUGAUAUUUCUGUAUGAAAAAGGCGAUAAUUAGUUCUUUCGGCCAGUGCUUCAUGCAGUAGUAUGCAUACAAAGAUGCACAGCUUUUUAGGUAUUGUAUCGAAAUUGUAAUUUAAGUUGGACCUUCAUGUAUUACCAGCGUUGUUAUUUAUGUACAAAGAGGUGGGAACUUGUGUGAGAUUCAGUGCAGUCUUACCACUGCAGGAACAUGUUUUCGGUGGGGAAGUGUCAUAAUGUACUCUGCUAACAAGUGCAGCAACCCUUCUUGACUGGUUGGUGGUGCUGUCCAGUUCCCUGGAGUGCGUGACACGCAGUUUGCAUGCCUUCCUGCACUCCUUGUGUCUUUGCAGUUUCCCCGUCCUUGGUGUCCCUGGAGCAGUACUGUUCGCUCGUGUCUGUUAAAGACGAAAUGCAUUCCUGCCGGCUGUGCACCUAUGUGACCAGCAAAAAGGGGCACAUGAAAAGACACCUUCGCAAGCAUACGGGCGAGCACCCUUUCCAGUGCAACAUGUGCCCUGCUCACUUUGCUCAGAGCAGCAAUCUCGUGGCUCACAUGCGCACCCACACCGGAGAGCGACCCUUUUCAUGUGUAUACUGCAGUGCAUCCUUUUCGGUGAGAGGGAAUCUCCUUCGCCACAUGUGCAGCCACACAGGAGUGCGUCCCUUUUCCUGUGUGAACUGCAAUGCAUCCUUUACACGGAAACACAACCUCAUUUGCCACAUGUCCAGUUGUCGUGCAAACGAGAAGCACCCCAACUUGAUUGCCUGGUGCUGUCAUCUAGUUCAAUUUAAUGUGCGAGACACACAGCUGGCAUCGCCUUCCUCUCCUCUCUCUGGCUUUGCAGGUUCCUCGUCUUUGGCAUUCCCGGAGCAGUACGAUUCACUCGUAUCCGUGGAAGGCAGACUGCAUUCCUGCCGGCAGUGCACCUAUGUUACCACAGAAAAAAGGCGCAUGAAAAAUCACCUUCUCCAACAUACGGGCGAGCGCCCCUUCCAGUGCCAUCUGUGUCCAGCUGACUUCACUAACAGAAACCAUCUCAUGCGGCAUGCGCGCACCCACACAGGACGGCGUCCUUAUCCCUGUGUUGACUGCAAUUCAUCCUUCUUAAGCAAAUCUGACCUGAUUCGCCAUACGCGCUCCCACACAGGAGAACGACCUUUUUCCUGUGAGCAAUGUGACGCGUCCUUUGUGCUGAAAUGCACCCUCAAGAAGCACAUGCUUAUGCAUACAGGAGAGCGUCCUUUUUCGUGUGUCUACUGUACUGCGUCCUUUAAGCUGGAGCAGCACCUUGCUCGCCACGUGCACUAUCACCACACCAACAAGAAUUGCAUCUUGUUACGUGUAGUCUGUGACACACAGCUUGCAUUGCCGUCCUGUCCUCUCUGUGGCUUUGCAGGUUCCUCGUCUUUGGCAUCCAUGGAGCAGUACGAUUCACUCGUAUCCGUGGAAGGCGGACUGCAUUCCUGCCGACAGUGCACCUAUGUGGUCAAGCAGAAGUCGGACAUGAAAAAGCACCUUUGCAAGCAUACGGGCGAGCGCCCCUUCCCGUGCCACUUGUGUCCUGCUUACUUCACUCAGAGCAGCAGUCUCGUUCGGCACGUGCGCAGCCACAGAGGAGAGCGCCCUUGUUGCUGUGUCCACUGCAAUGCAUCCUUUUCAAACAGAUCCGACCUGAAUCGCCACAUGCGCACCCACACAGGAGAACGUCCAUUUGCUUGUGUGCACUGUACUGCAUCUUUUAAGCUGGAGCAGCACCUUGUUCGACACAUGCGCUCUCACCAUGCCAACGAGAAGCCCUAAAGGUCAGAGGCACACAGACUUUUUUUGGGGGGGAGGAGGCGCAGGGCUAAUUGAUUGAUUAAAAUGUUGUGGUGAAAGUAACUUCUCAAGUUCAUUAAACGGUUUUUAGAUGGUUCAGAAAUUUAGUUUUUUUUAAAUUACAGUAAACACGUUAGUAAAUGGAACCUGAAGGGACCAGGAAGUAUGCGUUCCUUUACUGAGAGAUGAACAGGGGUGCAGGAUUCAAGUAUGAAACCAAUCAUAUGAGAGACAGCUGUUCCGUUUAAGCAGCAGUUCCGUUUAAGAGACUUCCGUUUGCUGAGAGUCCACUGUAUAUUGCUUAGCGACGAGUAUCUCAUUGUUAAUGAAAAUUUCUUAUGUGCCUUUGGGUGAAUUUAGAGCUAUGGUUUGAUGGCAAAGGUGUGACUUACCUUGAGUGUGGAUUGGCUGAAAAUGCAUUCAGGAUUGCAACUUUAUUGAAGUUACUCGCACGGGGAAAAUAGAAACAGAUAUGCUGUUGAGUAGAUAUGCUAUGCUGUAGUGUCUGGGAAAUUUCUCUUUACCACUAGGCUGUGAACACAGGGGAAGCUUGGUUCACAUUUGAUACAUUAGUUUGCAAUAAAACUUUCUGAAACGACUUUUAUUGAAAUCAAAUUCUUCAUGUUAUGAAAUAGUACUAUUACCUUUUUUUGUGACUUCAUGCCCAUAGAACACCAUGUAUUUUGAACUUCAUUAUGAAGACACAUGUUUAUUUGCUACUUUAAUAUAACAAGGUUUCACUGCUUCUACUAGACAUGAACGAGGCUUUGAUUGAAAAUUGUAUUGAUGCUCCUGGUCAGAUGGCUUCACUCAUGUUUUGUGAACACAUUUUUCAAAUAUCAUGCUGCAUGGUAGCCAUAGACUGGACAUCUUUUUUGGAAGGGGCUGUGAAGGUAGUAAAUUGUCC
This is a messenger RNA of Rhipicephalus sanguineus (brown dog tick), 4333 nucleotides long. RefSeq names its product zinc finger protein 271-like. The transcript has 3 exons. NCBI's taxonomy places the organism in Eukaryota, Metazoa, Arthropoda, Arachnida, Ixodida, Ixodidae. The record is from RefSeq and is a predicted model, not a curated record. The coding region runs from base 1927 to 3408 and encodes 493 amino acids.